GGAAGAGGCAGAUGUCCUACGUGAAGAUCUGAAGGAGCUGGAAAGAGCCAUGUAUACGGAGGCCGAAGACCAGCUGGCUAGGGAGAGGUUUUUGAGUGAGUUUCCCAAGUUGAAACCCAAGUUGGAGGAGCACAUAAGAAAGCUCUACGAGCUUGCAGAUGAGGUUGACAGGGUUCAUAAGAACUGCACCAUCUCCAACAUAGUAGCCGGCACCACUGGCGCUGUGUCUGGUGUCCUGUCCAUCCUUGGUCUGGGUCUGGCACCUUUCACAGCAGGGGCCAGUCUGGUACUCUCAGCUGUUGGAGCGGGGCUGGGAGCAGCAUCUGCUGUGGCCCAAGUGUCCACCAGCAUCGUGGAAUACUCAAACGAAUCAUCCGCAAAAGCCCAAGCCAGUCACCUGACAUCAACUGAUUUUGACAAAGGGAAGGUAGUUGCCAAGGUUCUGUGUGAUACCGUACCCCAAAUUAGUUCCUUAGCAGGUAAAAGCAUCCAAGCCCUGCAAAACAUUGCAAAGAAUGUCCGUGCCAUCCGGCUAGCCAAAGUCAAACCUCGCCUAGUCGUCAAUGCCAGGCGCUUCAUGACAGCUCAGAGAGUCUCAGUUCGAAGUGGCAGGCAGGUGCAGAAAGCUUUUGGAGGCACUGCUCUGGCAAUGACCAAAGGCGCCCGGAUCAUGGGUGCAGCCACCGCAAGUCUCUUCCUUGCAAUGGAUGUGGCCAACCUUGUGAAAGACUCAGAGCACUUGAAAAAGGGGGCAAAGGCCCAGUCAGCUGACGAGAUGAGGCAGCAGGCCCAGGAGCUGGAGAACAAGUUGGAGAAGCUCACCAAGAUCUAUGAAAGCCUGAAGGAGGGCCCGAAUCCAUGACCCCUGAGCAGGGCAGGGAGCAGGGACAUGUGUGGGACAAAGACAUGGAGGUACCUUAUUAGAGGGGAAAA
Molecule: messenger RNA, 933 nt
Organism: Neomonachus schauinslandi (Hawaiian monk seal)
Lineage: Eukaryota; Metazoa; Chordata; Mammalia; Carnivora; Phocidae
Product: apolipoprotein L3-like
Exons: 1
Biological process (GO): lipid transport; lipoprotein metabolic process
Cellular component (GO): membrane; extracellular region
Molecular function (GO): lipid binding
Source: RefSeq, a predicted model, not a curated record